AUGACUACCCACAAGAAGAUCGACUUCUCUUUGCUGAGGAGACACAACUCUUCGUCGACAUCCUUAUCAGAACUCCCACCGACGGUCCCGACCCUUGAGUCUCCCCUCACAUUCCACGCCAUGACCAAAUACGAUCGGGUCAUCGACUCCCCUCUCAAGAGCGACAAGAUGGGACUUGAUCCGGCUACACCAGCUAUGUUCGUCGAUGGAGGGGAUGUUCAUGCCAUCACUUCCGACUUUGCGACGAACUUCGCUGCCGAUCCUUCAUCUAGUUCUUUGACACACAAAGAAAUUGAGAGGGAGCCACCGUACAGGUCAAAGAGCCAGUAUUUCGAUAACGCGUUCAACCUACGGGGCUCCUCACUGUCUCCCAGAACACGCUUAAGCGAAAACUCCUUAGUUGUGGUUGAGCUAAGGAUCAAAAAUGAUUAUUCGCUGGCAGCUGUCAUUGCUUCUCGAUUGGCGCGAAUCUACCAGAAGCCCGAUACUUCCAUGAUGGUCAACAUCCAACACAGCGCAUGUCUUCAUUUCGGCAAUCCGAAACAGCCGUCCUAUCUGAUAAAAGUCUUUGCCUUGCCGUAUAUGAUUGCACCGAUUACCAACUUGCGGAGCACUGUUCUCAUCCAGACAGCUCUGCAGCAAAUCCUGCGCAUCCCUCCGGAUCGUGGCAUUGUAUUGUACUCUCCUAUCUCCGACGAGAACCUUGCGACCAGUGGCACGACCAUGUCCAGUGAGAUCGCACGUCUUGAACACCGUUCUGAGGACGAAGAUCCUGGAAUCCUCAGAACAAUAUCACGAUCGAUGAGCCGCAGAAUAAAAUCCAGCAGCACUAACAGUGCGCCUAUCUCUGACGCCACAACCUCUUCAUGGCCAUUGGAUUCAGAGCCGUCUGCUACUGACAACGUGAAAGGUGCUUGUGGUAAGGAUAUUCGCACGAGUGAUAUGACUCAAGGAACUGUCAAAAAAUCUCGAAGCAUUCGCCGUUUCCUCUCGCGCGGUCACUCGGAACCCUCGCAGGCGGCAGAGGACCCGAACUAA
Aspergillus terreus NIH2624 is the source of this 1038-nucleotide messenger RNA. Its product is annotated as MIF domain protein. The transcript is spliced from 2 exons. The coding region runs from base 1 to 1038 and encodes 345 amino acids. The record is from RefSeq and is a predicted model, not a curated record. Gene Ontology annotation, molecular function: phenylpyruvate tautomerase activity. NCBI's taxonomy places the organism in Eukaryota, Fungi, Ascomycota, Eurotiomycetes, Eurotiales, Aspergillaceae.